Saccostrea cuccullata (small rock oyster) is the source of this 888-nucleotide messenger RNA. Its product is annotated as multiple epidermal growth factor-like domains protein 10. Bases 1 to 888 code for a protein of 295 amino acids. The transcript is spliced from 6 exons. Gene Ontology annotation, molecular function: scavenger receptor activity. The record is from RefSeq and is a predicted model, not a curated record. Lineage: Eukaryota; Metazoa; Mollusca; Bivalvia; Ostreida; Ostreidae.
AUGUAUGGAUACAAACUCUACAUCUCCAACAGUACGGACUUCCGUCUUUUACACGAGGCUUACCUCUGUUACAGUCAUACAGGGCCGGAGUUACCCGAACUCAAUGUUACUCAUGUAUGUGUUUCUUUUGCUCGGUAUGUAAUUUUCUACAACGAAAGAGGAGUUCCUGGUUGUGAAGAGGAUGGCGUUUAUGGAAGUAACUGUAAUGAAACCUGCCCUACCAACUGUCAAGAGAGAAGAUGUUACAUAACUAUUGGAACUUGUGCUGGAUGUAAAGACGGUUGGACUGGGGAAAAGUGUCUUAAUGCUUGUCCAGCUGGAAAAUAUGGAGCCGAAUGCAAAAACACAUGUACAGACCGUUGUGGAAAUAAUACUUCUUGUAAUCACGUGACUGGUCAGUGUGAGGGGUGUCUAUCUGGAUGGAUGGGACACGAUUGCAAUGAAAUAUGUCAAACUGGCACGUAUGGAGAAGACUGUGAACAGAACUGUAGUGGAAACUGUUAUAACAACGAUACAUGCUACAAUGUCAAUGGCUAUUGUCCUCGGGGUUGCCGUGAUGGCUUUCAAGGAAAUCGCUGCCAUGAACAAAGCGUUGUUGAUUUGAAAAGCCUUUGCGGUGACCAAAGAAACAACUUUGCAGGAUUGACGGCGGGUUUGGUUAUUUCCCUAUUGAUCAAUGUUGGAUUUUGCUUUCUAGUAGUGCUUUACUUCAUCAGGAAGAAAAAUGUUACUCGCUGUAGGAAGAAAGAGAACAAGAAAGAAAAUGACCAGCCUUCCUACGAGGUCAGCGACAUAGGGCGUUCUCAACAAAGUUCAACAUCUGGCGGCCAUCUUGAAAAUCAUACAUACGAGGAUCUGCUUUUCCACUCGAACAAUAGAGGCCCCUGA